Orussus abietinus is the source of this 3151-nucleotide messenger RNA. Its product is annotated as protein phosphatase 1H. Gene Ontology annotation, molecular function: cation binding; protein serine/threonine phosphatase activity. The transcript is spliced from 7 exons. Gene Ontology annotation, biological process: protein dephosphorylation. The record is from RefSeq and is a predicted model, not a curated record. Bases 858 to 2300 code for a protein of 480 amino acids. NCBI's taxonomy places the organism in Eukaryota, Metazoa, Arthropoda, Insecta, Hymenoptera, Orussidae.
ACUUCUCGCACUUUCAUCUCACGUAGGUUUCGUCGAAUUACGUAUUCCCUAUAUGAAAGAACGAGAUCACUAGCACUUCCGGUUUAGUAAGAGAGAUUUCCGAACUACUCAUUUUUCACAUUUUCGCUCAAUUUGCUUUACGUAAUAGACCCCUUGCUCGCCCCACACCAUUGGAGUUUCCCGACCUGUAUACACGGCCUUGGUUUGAACAAUUCCUUUGUGGAUCAAAUCAGAUCAAAUAAACCUUUCAUUCAUCCCAUUUUCUGUCAUUUUAACGAGCUGAAACUCUUCCUUACGUUAACGAUGUUUAUAAACACUUAAUUAUUGUCCUUCUAGUUUACAUAUUUUCUCGUUUUUACUAUUUUUAUAUGGAGGAAUUAAUAAUGUUUAUAGAAACUCCAUAUUAUAGACGAGACACGUGUCAAAAAUUGUCUUUAUAAAUAUUACAACUUUUUGUUCGGGAAUAAAGCACCUUAAAAGUGGUUGUUUGAAUUUAUCCUAGUUUACUUCGUCUGUGUCGAUACAAGGAAAAGUUUUAUUCCUGACUUGUUAUCUCCCUGCAGAAGACACAUUUCAGGAACUGAUGUCAACGGAAUACAUCUGUUGGAAAAAUACGGACAUAGUUUUUUAUUUUAGUUCAUCAAUAGAAUUGAUUACCAAGAUUUUUUCUAUGGCUGAAAUGAAGUACAAUAUCAAUUUUGUUUUCUUAUGAAUUAGUGUUUGGACAUUGCUUAUGUACAAUGUGAUGUACUAUUCUGCGAUCAGCUUCAGAAAUAAUAUAUAAGCUCUACAGGGUUGAUCAGAAUAAAAACUACGAGGGUAUUCACAGUUUAAGCAAAAGGAGCAACAGCGAAAGGAUGUUGAAUCGAUUUAGAUCCGUGUUCUUAAAUGCAGUCGGAGCUACCGAUCUUGGUUUGGAGUAUUCUGUUGAAUCCGAUAAUGAAACUGUUGCGGAUUAUAUUAAUUCGAAUGUAUUAUUGCAAGUUGAAGCUAAACCUUAUAGUAGACCAAGUUUUUUGGGUUUAACAAAUGAAGAGACUCAGGUCAGUGCAGAUCACAAAGUUAGGCCUAUCAUAGUUCCAAGAGACCUUAGUCGCCUACCAUGGUGUGCUGGAUAUGCAGAAUGUAUAAAUGCGGGAAAAAGUACUUGGAACGAGGAUCAAGCUGCCGCAACAAGAGGGGAUUUGAAACUGCGGGAUGUAAAUUUAGCUUUACCAUAUGUAAUGUUUUCCAUGUUUGAUGGUCAUGCUGGAUAUCAAGUUGCAUUAAUGUCAAGAUUACACCUACAUAGAAUUAUUCUUGAGAAAUUAAUGGCAAUACCUGGUCAUGUAUUGCUUAGUGAAAAUGCAGAUAAUUUGAUAGAAAGCAGAGAUCUCGUUACCGGCGCUAUUGAAAUGGCUUAUAGACAAAUGGAUGAAAUGGUUGAAGCCCAAGCUCAUCGAGGAGGUGGUGGUUGUACAGCUAUUACUAUUUUAUUUUUAAAUGGCAGAUUAUAUGCAGCUGGUGCUGGAGAUUCUAGAGCAGUGCUUGUUAAUGGAGAUACUCAAAGGGCUUUAACAAGAGAUCAUACACCAGAUUCAGAAUCUGAUCGAGUAAGAGCAUUAGGCUUUCUGAGGAGUGGAGAGUUGCUGAAAGGUCAAUUUACACCGUUAGAAUUUAUAAGAAGACCAUUACAGAGUGAGUUGGGGUCCUCAGUGUUGUACCGAGAACCAUAUAUGACUGGUUGGGCAUAUAAAACAUUAAGUCAUCCUGAUUUAAAACUGCCUCUUGUAUCCGGACGUGGAAAAAGGAGUAGGGUAAUGGGAACAAUAGGUGUCACGAGAGGCUUCGGUGAUCAUGGAUUGAAAGCUGUCAAUACUGGAAUCAGCAUUAAACCAUUUUUAUCAUCUCAGCCAGAAAUACAAUCUUUAAAUUUAGAUAAAUAUAAUCUUUGCGAAAGGGACUGUGUAAUAAUAGCUACGGAUGGUCUCUGGGAUGUUGUUUCAGACGAACAUGCCGCAAAUGUACUUCGGAAAAUUCUUGCACCUGAAACACCAUCUUUAGAAUACAGGCUUACAAUGGGGGCUCAGGAAUUGGUACAGACAGCGAGAGGUCGAUUAAUUGAUGGAGUUUGGAGAGGGAAGCCAGAAAAUUCUGAUGUCAACGGUGAAUCGUGUUUGCCAUUGGCAUCAGUGGAUGACAUAAGUGUUUUAGUAAUACCUUUAUAUCCUUAUCUAUGCGAACAUAGGCAAUGGUUUAAAACCAAUCGGCAAGAGAAUCUCGCCAAUUGCUGUGAACAAUUUAGGACAAAACAGGUGUAACUAUAAAUCACAAUUCCACGCUUAGCAAAACUGAAACUCAAGCAUCUGGUGAUAUCAUAAAAAUUUUAUUACGACGAAAUUUUCAAUUGGAAGAAUAUUUAUAAAUUUGAUCACCAUAUCAGAUUUUCCUUUGCAGUAUUCAUUUAUACAUUUGUAUUCAUAUUUACACUUCGAAUAGAAACAAAUUUACAUUCCACAAAAAAAUUGUAGCUCUCUUAACAACUGUUUGUUGGUUUGUAGUUCUACUUGUAUAUAUAUGUGCAUGAUUUUGUACGUUAAAUAAUUCUAAAGAGGAAGAAGCUUAUGUAGAUCAUUAUCUGACAUUCCUUGUUUUUGUAUUGCAUUGUAAUUUCAAAAUAAUACACAGGUUGUUCAUGAAAUGAAUACUCAAGCCUGUAAAUACUAAACGAAAGUAUAUGAUUUUCAUUAUGAUUUUUCAAAUGGUAGCAUUUACCGCACUAAUGAUGUAUUAUAUUGAACUUCAACGCUAAUUGUAAGUAGUGUAAUAUAUGAAUUAUUAUUAUAUGAUUAUUAGCAAAAAUAUGUGUACGUGUUAAUCAAUACUGUCAACAUUAUGAAUUAAUAAUUUAGUCUUGAUAUUCGACCAUUCCUUUGCAAUGAAAAUCAAAUGAAUGCAUUUUUCAAACAUUUUUACUCAAUGUUCGAUCAACGAGGAAUAACACUUGCUAUUCAAAAGUAUUUUUACUUGAUUGAAAUUCUAACAGUUUAUUGCAUUCACCAUUAGAAACUUACUUUCAUUUGCAUACUUUCAUUCAGUAUAAAGUUAAGUAGUUGUGAAUUAACGUGUUUUAUGAGUAAAUGAAUAUAAAUUAAAAGUUUUUGUUGGAGAA